Messenger RNA from Theobroma cacao (cacao), 1145 nucleotides. NCBI's taxonomy places the organism in Eukaryota, Viridiplantae, Streptophyta, Magnoliopsida, Malvales, Malvaceae. The record is from RefSeq and is a predicted model, not a curated record.
AUGAUGAUAGGUGGUGGAAGGUUUCCUCUUUCCAAUAGGAUCGCCAAUGAGAAGGGCCUCCUCAUUCACCUCCUCCGUCCUCUCCAGGACCCGCGACAGAGGAGCAGCCGCCCUCCAGCCUCAUUUCCUCAGGGAGCGCUCUUUUGCAGCAAUACAACCAACAAUUCCUACAGUCGCCGGCGUUGGUUCUCCCCAGUCCUCAGUUCCAUUUCCAAAAGCUCGGCUCAAGCUGUCUCUCUCGGUCUUGCCGGCGUUGUCGUCUUUGCCACCGCUGCUUCGGUCUACGCCAAGGAGCGGCCACCAGCCGAGAUCAAGCCAAAAGACGUUGUUCUUAAUCAGUUUAUGUUCGUUCCUGCUUCCAGUCAAGUUAGAGUAUUCUUGGACUUCUAUGAUAUACCUUACAAAGUCGUGCAAGUCCAUUCCUUUACUAUGAUAUACCAUACAAAGUUGUGGAAGUCCAAUUCUUUACUCGUGGUCGAUGGUGAACAGCUGGUAGACACAUCAGAUUCUUGUUGUCCUAACUCUACUAUUGACAAAUUGGCUGAAAAGGUCCUUCCAAAGAAAACGAUUAGUUGAGGUGCUGAUGAAGAUGAAGAGACAAAGUGGCGAGGGUGAUUUUUGCUUCCUUGAGAAGAUAACAGCGAAAUAUGCUAUAGCUUCAUCUGUGUAUUUGAUGUGCAAGAUUCUAAAGAAGUUAUAUUUCAUCACUGAUGAACGUGGUCUCUUAUAUGAAGCAGCAGAAACAUGGGUGGAUGCUCUAAAUGGUGGAAUUUUCUUGGGGGGUCUAAGCCUAACCUAGCUGACCUUGCUGUCUUUGGGGCGCUAAGAUUCAGCCGUAACCUUAGUUCUGGUAGAGAUGUGGUGGGACACACUCGAAUUGGGGAGUGGUACUCUAGAAUGGAGGAAGUGGUUGGAGGUUUAUCAAGGAUCAAGGCUUAAGACAAUGCGCUUACAGCAACGAUUGUGUUACAGCAUCUGUAGCCAACAACAAAGAGUUUCUGAAAAUGUGUAGUACUCACCUGCAUUAACAUGGUCUAGAAAGGCACUAACAUGCAUUAACAAAGAAUUCAAAGUGUAAAUCAAGCCUGGUAACUCACCCUAGAAAAUGCUUAGUGGAGGUUCCUACAAUAAGAUAUAAUUAUUUA